This is a messenger RNA of Eucalyptus grandis, 1034 nucleotides long. Its product is annotated as 21 kDa protein. Bases 173 to 778 code for a protein of 201 amino acids. The transcript has a single exon. Gene Ontology annotation, biological process: negative regulation of catalytic activity. Gene Ontology annotation, molecular function: enzyme inhibitor activity. The record is from RefSeq and is a predicted model, not a curated record. Lineage: Eukaryota; Viridiplantae; Streptophyta; Magnoliopsida; Myrtales; Myrtaceae.
AGUUCAAAACCAAUCGCUGGAAAAACCAAUUUUUAUCCAAAACGGACCAAAAAUGGUUAAAAAAAGGGAUCUUGGAUAGCGACAUCUAAUCCUCUAUAUAAGUUUGUUACUCUCUCUCUCUCUCCCAGCCCUUCAUACCGAGAGAAGCCAACAUAGCCAUUGAGGGAAAAGAAUGGCAGCCUCAGAAGCGAAGAAUUUUGCCACAAUCCUGCUGUUUUCAUUAGCUAUCGCAUCCUGCACAUCCCCAAGCUCCGCCCUUGGAGACCUUCCCAACGAAAAUAGCACCGACUUCAUCAGGACAUCAUGCAGCAAAACGACCUACCCCAAACUCUGCUUCAGCUCCCUCUCAAGCCAUGCCGCCGCCAUCCAGAUGAGUCCUAAGCUCCUCGCCUGCACGGCCCUGGAUGUGACCCUGAAGAAUGCACGCUCAGUGUCGGUCUUGAUGGUGAAUCUUUCCAGAAGCCAAGGCUUGAAGCCUAGAGAGGCGGCAGCCAUGCAGGACUGCAUGGAGUUGCUGGGUGACGCGGUUGAUGAGCUCAGGAGGUCCAUCGCCGAGAUGAAGGACCUGAAAGAACGUGACUUCAAGCUGAUGAUCAGCGACGUGCAAACUUGGGCGAGCGCCGCCUUGACGGACGAGGACACUUGCUCCGACGGGUUUGCAGGGAAGGAGAUGGAUGGGAAAGUGAAGACAGUCGUGAGAGCCUGGAUUGUGACUCUUUCUCACCUCACUAGUAAUGCUCUGGCCUUGAUCAAUGCAUACGCCUCUCUACAUGGAUAGCUACGUUUUCUUGUAUUGGUCCCGGUGGUCCUACUACUUAUGUGCGGCUACAGAAUUCAUUUUGCACCUGAUGUAUUGUUGGCAUUAUGUACAUAGCCGCUACAAGCGUGGUUUUAAGGUCUUCGGAUAUUAUUAAGUUGAGAUGCUUCUUAAGUAGAAGCACUGAACUUCAAGUUCUUCUAAGCUUUACUUUGCUAGAUGAAAUUUGUUUCCGCCAUAUAAACUUUUGCCUCUAAUUUGGCACGGCGAAAUUCCU